AUGUCGGACCACCCUGCCUGUGGGGAGAUGGUCUGUGUUGGAACACUGAAUCUGGUUGAAGAAUAUGUGGUUGCAUGAACAAUGUGUGUAAUGCCACAUUCCCGGAAAACACCAGUUCAUAUGGAGAGACCACCAAGUCCCUCUGCCUCCCAGCUCCUCAGCUGCCUCCUCGCUCUAGCCUUCCUCCAGCUGCCUGCUCAGGUGUCAGGGAAUACUGACAAGUUCUACCUGGCCCCACUCGGGGGCAGAGCCGAGCUGCCCUGCCCCAUCUUGCUCUGGCCAGGCAUGGUGCUCAGCGAGGUGAGGUGGGAACGGCCUACACACCUGCCUCGCACACAAGCUGUCCACGUGUUCCGGGAUGGGCAGGACAGUGAUGAAGAUCUGAUGCCAGAAUACAAGGGCAGGACCACGCUGGUGAGAGAUACGCACAAGCAAAGUUACAUUCUGUAUAUCAGUAACGUGAGGCUCGAGGACCGAGGGCCGUACCAAUGCCAGUUCCGGAUCGGAAACCAGAGUCAAGAGGGCAACGUGACCCUGCAAGUGGCAGUUUCAGGCUCUGAUCCCUUCAUCCACGUGAAGAGCUAUGAUGCUGGCUGGAUCCAGCUGGUGUGCUGGUCAAUGGGAUGGUUCCCAAAGCCAUGGACCGAGUGGAGAGACGCUCAGGGCAGAGUGCUCCUGUCGCUCUCAGAGACCCACUCCCUGGAUGAAACUGGGCUAUUCCGAACAGCAGUGUCCAGCCGCGUCAGGGACAGCACUCUGGGGAAUGUGUCCUGCACUGUCCGUAAUGAGAUCCUUGGCCAAGAGAAGACCACGGCCAUGGUUAUUGCAGCCCCAGCUCCUGGAAGUCUGUCCUCUCCAGCGGUGGCUCUCUCUGUGGUCCUGCCUAUCUUGGGACUCAUUAUCCUUCUUGGCAUUUGGCUCAUCUGUAAACAAAAAAGAUCAAAAGAGAAGCUUCUGUACGAACAGGUGAUGGAGGUAGAAAAUCUUCUGGAAGACCACGCCAAAGAAAAAGGAAGACUCCACAAAUCCCUCAAGAAGCUCCGGAGUGAACUGAAGUUGAAAAGAGCCGCUGCCAACGCAGGUUGGAGAAGAGCCCGGCUGCAUUUUGUGGUGGUGACCCUGGACCCUGACACAGCCCAUCCCAAACUCAUCCUGUCUGAGGAUCGGAGAUGCGUGAGGCUUGGCGACAAGAAGCGGUCCGUUCCCGACCACCCUCAGAGGUUUGAUUUUGUCGUCAGCGUGCUUGGCUCUGAGUACUUCACCACUGGCUGUCAUUACUGGGAGGUGUACGUGGGCGAGAAGACCAAAUGGAUCCUUGGCGUGUGCAGUGACUCCGUGAGCAGGAAGGGCAAGGUCACGGCCUCACCCGCCAACGGCCACUGGCUCCUGCGGCAGAGCCGUCGGAAUGAGUAUGAAGCUCUCACGUCCCCGCAGACCUCCUUCCGUCUGAAGGAGUCUCCAAAGUGUGUGGGGGUUUUCUUGGACUAUGAAGCGGGAGUCAUCUCCUUCUACAACGUGACUGACAAGUCCCACAUCUUUACGUUCACCCACAGUUUCUCUAGCCCCCUUCGUCCUUUCUUUGAACCUUGUCUUCACGAUGAGGGGAAGAACACGGCACCUCUAGUUAUUUGUACCGAGCUGCAGAAGUCAGACGAAUCGGUUGUCACCAAACAGGAGGGAAAAAGCCGUGCUAAUGGAGACGUGACCCUGAAGGUGAAUCCGUCCUUACUCUCUCCUCAGGGUUCUGAGCUUUUUCCAGUCAACGAUACCUGGCCCUCUAGCCUCGGCCCUGCUCUUCAGGGGUUCAAGGCUCCUUCUCUGUAGGGCUGUGCCCUGUGAUCUGAUGCACGCACGUGAGCAUCUUCUAGCCUGGCACCCUGGACUCUGUCUUCUGGCCCAGCAUCUGUUUCUCCAGUACCUCUGGUCCAAAUCCAGACCCUUCUGUGGCUUCUGUUUGUACCACCUUUCUCCUAGGGUUCAAUUCUGAACACUGCCUUUUUUUUUCUGGAGACUGUACAUUCCCAUUGCCCUGGUGGAUGACUUCUUGAUAUGAACAGCGCUCACUCAGUGGAGGUUUAGUAGGAGAUGUUGGCUGUAUCUCAGCAGUGUUCAGUGCAAGCUCAGGAGACAGGCUCUGUACCUGAGGGAAUCCUGACAGGAACUUCUCACAACGUCAAUGGGUUUUCAGUAGUGAAGCUACAGCCCCAGACUCUGGCUUUUCCAUCAAAGACUGUUCUUCUCUACCCCCGACCCUGCCCCCAGUUCAGGCCUCCAACUCCCAAAGCCAGCUUUUUACAAGUGUAUGUCUUAUGAAUCACACAUCCUCCCUUCUUUGUUCAGGAUUGAAGCAGAGGAGUCAACACUCCAUUGUUUUCUAUUUCCUUCACGCUGUUGACAGCGCAGUGUGGAGACAUUCAGAAUAUGAUUUCAACAGCUAGUUUGAAAGGGAGCCAUCCAGAUGUACGUGUUUUCAGAAUCAGUUUACCUACAUGUUGACCAGGAACUAUAAUAUCCCCAAAACCUUCAACAUAGGCAUGGAGCUGGGAGGCACAGCUGUAAUCAAAGCUGUCCAGCUGUGUGGUCACUCUGCAGUCUAUGGCUCUGACCCUCUGAAGACCUCAUGAAGUUCAGAGAGGCCCAUGAGAAAAAGUGGCAGCUUGAGCCACUCACCUCAAUAGACCCACAAGACCAUUAUUUUUCAAGACUCGACAAUAGCCUCUGGGUCAUAGAUUACUGAUUUCAAGAAAGCUGGUCUUAUUUAAAAUAAGAUGUCUUAU
Microtus ochrogaster (prairie vole) is the source of this 2777-nucleotide messenger RNA. RefSeq names its product erythroblast membrane associated protein (Scianna blood group) (gene Ermap). The transcript has 13 exons. Gene Ontology annotation, cellular component: external side of plasma membrane. NCBI's taxonomy places the organism in Eukaryota, Metazoa, Chordata, Mammalia, Rodentia, Cricetidae. Gene Ontology annotation, biological process: T cell receptor signaling pathway; regulation of cytokine production. Gene Ontology annotation, molecular function: signaling receptor binding. The record is from RefSeq and is a predicted model, not a curated record.